AGUUCAUCUACAGUACUCUGAGUGACCUGACAAGCCACCACCACCACCAUGGGCAAGAUCAUCUUCUACGAGGACAGAAACUUCCAGGGUCGCCACUAUGAGUGCAUGAGCGACUGUGCCGACAUGUCCUCCUACCUGAGCAGGUGUCACUCUUGCAGGGUGGAGAGCGGCUGCUUCAUGGUCUAUGACCGCCCCAACUACAUGGGAAGCCAGUACUUCAUGAGGAGAGGCGAGUACGCUGACUACAUGAGCAUGAUGGGCAUGAGUGGUGGAAUCAGGUCUUGCCGUAUGAUCCCUUCGUACAGGGGAUCCUACAGGAUGAGGAUCUAUGAGAGGGAGAACUUCGGUGGUCAGAUGUAUGAGAUGAUGGAUGACUGUGACUCCAUCAUGGACCGCUACCGCAUGUCUGACUGCAUGUCCUGCCAUGUGAUGGAUGGCCACUGGCUGAUGUACGAGCAGCCCCACUACAGAGGCAGGAUGAUGUACAUGAGGCCUGGAGAGUACAGGAGCUUCAGGGAGAUGGGAUAUGGAGGCACAAGAUUCAUGAGCAUGAGGCGUAUGGUGGACAUGUAAAAACAAGUGUUUGUUACAAACACACAAGUAAAUUAAAGUUUCAAAAUGUUCCAUA
Molecule: messenger RNA, 628 nt
Organism: Xiphophorus hellerii (green swordtail)
Lineage: Eukaryota; Metazoa; Chordata; Actinopteri; Cyprinodontiformes; Poeciliidae
Product: gamma-crystallin M3-like
Exons: 4
Coding region: 49-573 (174 amino acids)
Biological process (GO): visual perception; lens development in camera-type eye
Molecular function (GO): structural constituent of eye lens
Source: RefSeq, a predicted model, not a curated record